UCGGGCUACGGAGAGAUGGCAAGUCUGUGCCCAGUGCUGUUUGCUCUGCUGAGCCCCGGUAUCUGUCUCUUCAAAUAUCUGCAUCUGCCUUCUCCUCAGUCUUAGAUGGUAAACUCGACUCUGAUUCUUUCACCCCUCGGUUCGAACAUCCAGUGCUCAACAUGGCGACCGCUCCACCUAUUCCAGAAUUCAACUCCAGCAUCCCAAACGGCGGUAAUCCGCAGGAAAUCGACGUCAAUGCUCCCUACGUCGGGCUUGAGUGGGAAUAUGUCUACCAAGUCAUACUCGGUUGCUUGGUGUUUCUGAUCGUCCCUGGCAUUGGUCUCCUCUACGGCGGCAUGUCGCGGCGAAAAUCAGCGCUUGCUAUGAUCUUUCAAGCGUUCACUGUCAUGGCAGUCUGUUCAUUCCAAUGGGCGUUCUGGGGGUUCUCUUUGGCCUUCUCUCGUACUGGAGGCCCAUUUAUUGGAGAUCUUAGCAACUUUGGGAUGAAAAACGUUAUGGCUGCACCUUCAUGGGGAUCUGCCGUCCUCCCGGAUAUUGUCUUUUGCUUCUACGAGUUGAUGUUCUGCGCAUGUGCAACCAUGAUCGUUGUCGGCGGUUCUUUCGAGCGCGGUCGGAUUGUCCCUUCGAUCAUCUUCGGAUUCUUCUGGGCGACCGUGUGCUACUGCCCUAUUUCCUAUUGGACAUGGAACGCCAAUGGCUGGCUCUUUACAUUUGGUGCAUUAGACUUCGCAGGUGGUGGGCCAGUUCAUAUAUCCAGUGGCACUGCAGGGCUAGCUUAUGCUUUGGUUCUUGGUCGACGCAAGCAAUACCACGAGAAGCAUAUCUACAAGCCUCACAAUGUUACUAUCGUUUUUCUCGGAACAACACUCAUCUGGUUCGGAUGGUUCGGAUUUAACGGAGGCUCAGCUCUCAAUGCCAGCAUCCGUGGAAUGAUCGCUGUUUGGAACACAAACUUCGCUGCCUCAUGUGGAGUCGCGGGGUGGGUGAUGAUGGAUUAUAUCAAGAAACGAAAAUUCUCCGUCAUCGGGGCUUGCGAGGGUGCUAUUGCCGGGUUGGUGGGUAUAACUCCAGCGGCUGGCUAUGUCUCUGUUUGGUGUGGUGCUGCCAUCGGUUUUCUCACUGCAGUCAUUGUGAACCUUUUUGAAAACGUCAACGAAUGGCUCAAAGUGGACGAUGGUCUGGAGGUCUUCAAAUUGCAUGGCAUUGGUGGAAUGUGCGGUGCAUUCUUGACUGGAGUUUUCGCGACUGCUUCAGUCUCCAGUCUCGACGGAGCUACUAUUGUACACGGAGCUAUUGAUGGCGAUGGUGUUCAAAUCGCACGUCAGCUCGCCGAGAUUGCUGCAAUAGCAGGGUGGUCCUUCACGCUCUCGGCUAUCAUGCUCGUUAUCCUCAAGUACAUCCCUGGCCUCCAUCUCAGAGUCACCGACGAGGUCGAGAUAAUUGGUCUUGACAUCGACCAAUUUUCCGACGAGCAGGUCGGCGAGUGGUCAUUGUUUGCUGAUGAAACUGGACAUCGGCGAUCAAUUGAACAAAUCACACAUGGGGUAGAGGCAUCUACACCUGUUGCAGCGACACCUCAUGCAGAUGAUAAGUUGGAGAUGCAAACUUCAGAGGCGAAAGAGGCAAUUUCAACAUAAUGGUAUAGGGCGAUGCUCUCUGCCGUGGACUUUGGGGGAACUUUGGGGCCGUCAAUGCCUGGAUUCGUGCCAUUUCUGCUACAUGCGGAUCGUCACAUAUGACGUUGAGGCAAAAGGCGGAAGAAGCAUAAACAUAGAAAUGGCAAAAUGUAUAAUCAGCUCAAUCGACACUAUUGGAAUUACACGCUAAGUAUGACGAAUGCUAUUGUCAAAAUGCAGAGAAGGAUAUAGUCGGCCGCAAAAGCCUCGUGGAAGGUGACAGUUAGUACCUUGGUAGAUGUGACAUUUCGAUUCGCCGUGGUGGCUUAGCAAGUUCGAU
Molecule: messenger RNA, 1959 nt
Organism: Exophiala mesophila
Lineage: Eukaryota; Fungi; Ascomycota; Eurotiomycetes; Chaetothyriales; Herpotrichiellaceae
Exons: 3
Coding region: 162-1640 (492 amino acids)
Biological process (GO): ammonium transmembrane transport
Cellular component (GO): plasma membrane
Molecular function (GO): ammonium channel activity
Source: RefSeq, a predicted model, not a curated record